Messenger RNA from Xenopus tropicalis (tropical clawed frog), 2194 nucleotides. It is a transcript of the gene nfya, whose product is annotated as nuclear transcription factor Y subunit alpha. Bases 171 to 1175 code for a protein of 334 amino acids. The transcript is spliced from 10 exons. The record is from RefSeq and is a predicted model, not a curated record. Gene Ontology annotation, molecular function: DNA binding; DNA-binding transcription factor activity. NCBI's taxonomy places the organism in Eukaryota, Metazoa, Chordata, Amphibia, Anura, Pipidae. Gene Ontology annotation, cellular component: nucleus; CCAAT-binding factor complex. Gene Ontology annotation, biological process: regulation of DNA-templated transcription; DNA-templated transcription.
GUGCUGCGUAAUGCGUCACAGCGCUUACGUGCAGUCGUGACGUUAGUCUCGCGUGAGGAUACGUGGCGUUGUAUUUUUUGUGAAACCAGGAUCCUGCUACAAGCGUGCAGUUAACAGCUUUUCGAGAGGUGUGCCUUUAAACUGCAUUGUGUAGUCUUUCUAAGGAGCAGAUGGAGCAAUUUACAAGCAGUAACGGCUCCCCAGAGCAAAUAGUGGUUCAGGCUGGACAGAUCCAGCAGCAGCCGGGUGCGGUCACUGCUGUCCAGUUACAGACCGAGGCUCAGGUGGGAGCAGCCUCGGGGCAGCAAGUUCAGACCCUCCAGGUAGUACAAGGUCAACCACUUAUGGUGCAAGUCAGUGGGGGGCAACUGAUCACCUCUACUGGACAGCCAAUCAUGGUACAAGCCAUGGGUGGCCAAGGUCAGACUCUUAUGCAGGUGCCGGUAUCUGGAUCCCAAGGACUGCAGCAGAUACAGCUGGUCCAACCAGGGCAGAUUCAGAUUCAAGGAGGACAGGCUGUACAGGUUCAAGCCCAGCAAGGGCAGCCCCAGCAGAUUAUUAUACAGCAACCACAGACAGCUGUAACUGCAGGACAAAGUCAGAACCAGCAGCAGAUAGCUGUUCAGGGUCAGCAAGUUGCACAGACAGCUGAAGGUCAGACUAUAGUUUACCAGCCUGUAAAUGCAGACGGAACCAUUCUUCAGCAAGUGACAGUCCCUGUUACAGGAAUGAUCACCAUACCUGCUGCUAGCCUAGCUGGAGCUCAGAUUGUGCAGGCUGGAGCCAACACCAAUACCACCAACAGUGGCCAAGGAACUGUGACAGUUACUCUUCCUGUGACUGGCAACAUGAUGAACUCUGGAGGCAUGGUGAUGAUGGUACCUGGUGCUGGCACUGUACCCACUCUACAGAGGAUACCACUGCCUGGUGCCGAGAUGCUUGAGGAAGAGCCACUUUACGUGAAUGCUAAGCAGUAUCACCGAAUCUUAAAGAGACGACAAGCACGAGCUAAAUUGGAGGCAGAAGGGAAAAUCCCAAAAGAGAGGAGAGUGAGUAAAUAUUUGCAUGAGUCCAGGCAUCGCCAUGCUAUGGCUAGAAAGAGAGGGGAUGGUGGACGUUUUUUCUCCCCUAAAGAAAAAGAGAGUCAUCAUUUACAGGACGUGGAAUUUCAUUAGAUGCAAGGUGGAGCUGAUCUGAGAAUAUGUUGCAUUUCCACUUCAGAAAUAUGUUGACACAUAUGGAGUAUGGGGUGCAUAGUAUUUUUUAUCCCAACAUGAUUCAUCUCAGGGAAGAGAAGUUAACCAGAUGAUGCCAUCAGUUUGAUGUCACAAGGAAUGCAACAAAUGACAGUUAAAUGAUAUCUUCCUGUUAAUAUUUGAUCUAUUUGCUCCCUGUGCACUGCUCUGAUAAUGAAAUCUCAUAACAAAAUGGCUUAAUUUGCAGACUGCAUGCAGGUUUUGAAUCCUUUACCACAAGGGGUUAUCAACUGUGUAGCUGUCUGUUUCUUGGACAAGUCUUCCAUCCAAGCUGUCGUUGCCAUAUGGGCUAAUAAAGGAGUAUUAAGGGAACUUCAUUACUAGAGGUGCUUACUAAGAGAGCAUGCUAUGACAGUGAAACUUUAAAGGCUUUUAUUCCAAUAAGUAUCAGACAGUGUAUUGUAUGUUGUAAUUGAAACUUUUGAUGUAUUUAAAGAGUUAUUUUUUUCCGCUUUAGAAGUAAUCUAGUUCAUGUUUGUAUAGCUAUACAUUACCUCUGCUUCAUUUUAGGGGGGAUUUGACUAGGGCUGUUGACUACAUUGCAUUUUGAUAUUGCAUUUUCAAGAUUGGUAAAUGUAUUUUGAGGUAAUAGUUUCUUUACUUCUGCAAUUUCGUACAUAAAAGAUUAUAAAUGCCAGUAGGAAUUUCCACAUAUCAAAGUCAGGUUUUGUUUUCUGCAUUAUGUUUUCCCCAUUCUCUAGGUAUUUAUUAGACCUAGUUUGGCUAACCGCAGACAGUACGUUCGUGAACUUGCCUAUGUCAGCUAAAGAUCAGAUAGUCUGCAGAAUUAGGCCAGUGUAGUACUCAGAAAUUUGUUACUUAUGAAAAUCUUUGUAAAUAUCCUUUUUUUACAUUUUUUUCACAACAUCAUUUUUUCUGUUAGCUGUAUUUGUAAGUACUGUGUACCUCACCCAGCUAAUAAAACUUUCUAACUACAA